AUGGCGCGUGGCCCAAAGAAGCAUCUGAAGCGCCUGGCAGCGCCAAGGCACUGGAUGCUCGCUAAACUUGGCGGCAUCUGGGCCCCUCGACCUUCAGCUGGCCCACAUAAGCUUCGAGAAUGUUUACCUCUGAUCAUCAUUCUGCGAAACCGGUUGAAGUACGCGCUCACUGGGCGAGAGGCUAUGCAGAUCCUCAUGCAGCGGCUGGUUCGUGUGGACGGGAAAGUUCGCACAGACCGCACUUUUCCCGCUGGCUUCAUGGAUGUUAUCCAUAUCGAAAAAACCAAUGAGACAUUUCGUUUACUCUACGACACAAAGGGGCGUUUUGUGCUCCAUCGAAUCACACCCGAGGAGGGCAAGUACAAACUGUGCCGCAUCAAGCGUCAACAACUGGGUGCCCGUGGCAUCCCGUACAUCGUGACACACGACGGGCGCACCAUUCGGUAUCCAGAUCCAUUGAUCAAAGUGCACGACACCGUCGUCCUUGAUAUCGAGACCGGGAAGAUCACGGACUUUGUCAAAUUCGACAUCGGCGCGCUCUGCAUGAUCACCGGAGGCCACAAUAUUGGUCGCGUUGGUGUCGUACAGCACCGCGAGAGACACCCGGGUGCGACUGAAAUUGUGCACUUGAAGGACGCUGCAGGGCGAGAGUUUGCGACACAGAUCAGUAACGUGUUCGUUAUUGGUCGAGAAAAGUCGCUCGUCUCGCUACCGCGUGGCAAGGGAGUGAAGCUCUCCGUCGUUGAGGAGCGCGAGCGGCGAGGCCUGCUCUAG
Messenger RNA from Cyanidioschyzon merolae strain 10D, 774 nucleotides. Its product is annotated as 40S ribosomal protein S4. Gene Ontology annotation, molecular function: structural constituent of ribosome; RNA binding. Gene Ontology annotation, cellular component: cytosolic small ribosomal subunit; ribosome. Bases 1 to 774 code for a protein of 257 amino acids. The record is from RefSeq and is a predicted model, not a curated record. Gene Ontology annotation, biological process: translation. The transcript has a single exon. Lineage: Eukaryota; Rhodophyta; Bangiophyceae; Cyanidiales; Cyanidiaceae.